This is a messenger RNA of Myxocyprinus asiaticus (Chinese sucker), 556 nucleotides long. Its product is annotated as fatty acid-binding protein 10-A, liver basic-like. The transcript has 4 exons. Gene Ontology annotation, biological process: fatty acid transport. Gene Ontology annotation, molecular function: fatty acid binding. Lineage: Eukaryota; Metazoa; Chordata; Actinopteri; Cypriniformes; Catostomidae. The coding region runs from base 99 to 479 and encodes 126 amino acids. The record is from RefSeq and is a predicted model, not a curated record. Gene Ontology annotation, cellular component: nucleus; cytosol.
UAUAAGUACCAUGGUGACACCCACGGCCUCUUUACAUUGUGUUGGGCUUCUCAAAGCUGUCUAAGGCUCUUGCCAGAGAGGUCAAAUACACAGAAGACAUGGCCUUCAAUGGAACAUGGCAGGUAUACGUCCAGGAGAACUACGAGGAGUUCCUCAGAGCCAUUUCACUCCCUGAAGAUAUCAUUAAGCUGGCCAAGGACGUCAAACCAGUGACAGAAAUCCAACAAACCGGCAAUGACUUCAUCAUCACAUCCAAGACCCCUGGGAAGACCGUCACUAACUCCUUCACCGUCGGAAAGGAAGCUGAAAUAACCACCAUGGACGGCAAGAAGCUCAAAUGCAUUGUCAAACUGGACGGAGGAAAGCUGGUGUGUCAGACGGAUAAAUUCUCUCACAUCCAGGAGAUCAAAGGAGGAGAGAUGGUUGAGACUCUGACAGUAGGAGGAACCACGAUGGUGAGGAAGAGCAAAAAGAUGUGAAGUGGCUCUUCAAGCUGACAGUUUGUUAAGAUGUCACCAAUUAUUUAAAUAAAGCUCUGAUUUAUAAAAAUCAAAAA